Monoraphidium neglectum is the source of this 786-nucleotide messenger RNA. Its product is annotated as GTP-dependent nucleic acid-binding protein D. The coding region runs from base 1 to 786 and encodes 261 amino acids. The transcript has 9 exons. Gene Ontology annotation, molecular function: ATP hydrolysis activity; ATP binding; GTP binding. The record is from RefSeq and is a predicted model, not a curated record. Lineage: Eukaryota; Viridiplantae; Chlorophyta; Chlorophyceae; Sphaeropleales; Selenastraceae. Gene Ontology annotation, cellular component: cytoplasm.
AUGCAAUUGCAUUGUCCCGAGGCUGAACCAUUCCAGGAGCUUCAGGCCGGCAUCGUCGGUCUUCCGAAUGUCGGAAAGUCCACGCUGUUCAACGCGAUCGUGGAGAAUGGCAAGGCAGCUGCCGCCAACUUCCCGUUCUGCACCAUCGAGCCCAACGUGGGCAUGGUGACCGUCCCAGACGAGCGCCUGGCGAAGCUCUCCAGCAUCAGCGGCAGCAAGGAGAUCCUGCCCACCACUGUGGAGUUUGUGGACAUUGCUGGCCUGGUGCGCGGUGCCUCGAAGGGCGAGGGCCUGGGCAACAAGUUCCUGGCCAAUAUCAGGGAGACCGACGCCAUCUGCCAGGUUGUGCGCUGCUUUGAGGAUGAUGACAUCAUUCAUGUCUCUGGCAAGGUUGACCCCCUGGAUGACAUCGACGUCAUCAACCUCGAGCUGGCUUUUGCUGACAUGGCGCAGAUAGAGAAGCGGCUGGAGCGCCUCACAAAGGGCAAGAAGUCCCCUGAGGAAGCUGCCAAGGCGGCCAUCGAGAAGGACGCCCUCGACAAGAUCGUGGUCGAGAUCGAGGCCGGCCGCGGCGCGCGCAAGGCGGUGCUGAACGCUGACGAGCUGCUGGCGAUCAAGAACCUCGGACUGCUCACCCUGAAGCCCCUGAUCUACGCGGCCAACGUGUCCGAGGAUGAUCUGGGCAACCAGGGGGCCAACAACGUGCACGUGCAGGCGCUGCGGAAGCGCGCGGCAGAGGAGGGGGCGGAGGUGGUCGUCGUCAGCGCAAAGUGUAUGAUGUAUUGA